ACCAAGGCCCCGACCGCAGCCCAGCUUACAGCCCCUUCCCCCAUGGCCACGCAAAACGCUCGCGUUCAUGGUACACAUGUCUCGAAUCGCGCUAAAGCCAAAGAGGUGCUCGAGAAAAAAGCUGUUUUAAAAAGUGUGCUUGACAAUCCACUCAAAGUCAAAUGGCCUUCCAUUCCACUCAAUUUGCAGAAUCUGAUUUUGUCCCGUCUAGUUGAUGUCCUAGAGAAGCGACCUCCCCUCCGGAACUGCGGUAAACCAGAGCGACCUGCCGAACGCAACGGAUCGUCAGCAAGCACUUUGCCUCAGCCUGACUAUCAAGUUGCAGUUCAAGACAGUCAUCCAGUUUUAGAACGCCCCGCAUCUGUAAAUGGGCGGCAGCGAAGUAUCGUCGUGGGCAUUAAUGCUGUUACUAGAGCUUUGGAAUGUCAGCUGGACACUUUGCAACAAGCUAUCGUGCUCUCCACAAAUACAAUCGAGCUGUCUAAUCAAACACCAGCACAUACAACGAUCGCCGCUGUUUUUGUUUGUCAACAGGAUGUGAACCCUCC
Molecule: messenger RNA, 548 nt
Organism: Coniophora puteana RWD-64-598 SS2
Lineage: Eukaryota; Fungi; Basidiomycota; Agaricomycetes; Boletales; Coniophoraceae
Exons: 2
Biological process (GO): intronic box C/D snoRNA processing; tRNA processing; nuclear-transcribed mRNA catabolic process, RNase MRP-dependent
Cellular component (GO): ribonuclease MRP complex; nucleolar ribonuclease P complex; cytosol
Molecular function (GO): ribonuclease MRP activity
Source: RefSeq, a predicted model, not a curated record